Molecule: messenger RNA, 1171 nt
Organism: Eruca vesicaria subsp. sativa (arugula)
Lineage: Eukaryota; Viridiplantae; Streptophyta; Magnoliopsida; Brassicales; Brassicaceae
Source: the annotation of a GenBank genome assembly
AUGAGAUCACUCACCAUGCCGCUUCUCCUCCCUACCUCUUCCUUCAAAACAACAGCCACCGUCGUCAUCGCCGGCGUAUUUUCUAUUGCCGCGGCGGUGAGUUUCACUGUUCCUUCAGUUUCGCUUUUCUUAACGUCGUGCUUUCCUAUCGUCUAUGAUAACACAGUCUUCCUCAUCAAGCCACCGUAUCUUUACUUACUCACCAACUGUAUCAUCGUCACCAUCGUCGCUACUUCUAAGCUCACGCAGAAAGCAUCUUCUAAUAUCGAUGAGUCUGAGUUCUCGGAAGUAGUAACGCCGGUGACAGUAGUACCCGCGGUGCCUUCUGAUAUCGACACUGGUUACUUAAACGUGGCGCAAGUCGUCUCUAAUUAUACCGGUUUUGAAGAGAAUGAUGCACCGGUUGAAGAUGUCCACGAAGGACCCAUCACUGAUGGUAACGUGAUAGUUGUGGAUGGUCAACAAGAUCAACAUGCAGAGACGGAGAAGCCAAAACCGAGUAGUGCCUCUCCGGAACCGGAGAAGGAGGAGACAAAACAGAAGAGUGGUUCGCCGGAGGUUUCGGUUGUGAAGCUGUCGAGGAAACCGCCGAGAUUCAGUCAACAAAGAUCGCUUAAAAAUAGCCAAGAAGGGGGUGGUGGAAGUGGAACUAAAAAGUCAAAGGACUCGAGGAGGCAGGACACGCUGGAGACGACGUGGAAGAAGAUAACGGAAGGACGCUCGACGCCGUUAACGAAGAACUUGACUAAAUCCGACACGUGGCAAGAAAGGUCGCACGUGCAAAAGAAGGAGAAGAUGACAAAGUCUGAGAACUUAAAUGACAUAAAGAAACCUACGGAGUCGGAGGGGACGUUGCGGUUGAAACGAGAGCCAUCGCCGGGCCAGGAAGAGCUGAACAGGCGUGUAGAAGCGUUUAUCAAGAAGUUCAACGAUGAGAUGAGAUUGCAAAGACUAGAAUCUUUGGCCAAGUAUAACCAGAUGGUUAAUGGAGGGACUCGUUUGUAAUAUUCUAGGUUGUUUUUUUUUGGUCUUUUCUUGGAAGAAGUUUCAGAAAAAUAAUGCAAGUAGGUAGACAAAAACAAUGUGUACUUAUUGCCAAAGAGGAAGAUGUGUACUUUUAUUGUAUGUAAUGAUUGUUAUAUUUUGUCUACUUCUAGGGCCUCAUUACUCG